Messenger RNA from Sus scrofa (pig), 951 nucleotides. It is a transcript of the gene OR6Q1, whose product is annotated as olfactory receptor family 6 subfamily Q member 1. The record is from RefSeq and is a predicted model, not a curated record. Gene Ontology annotation, biological process: G protein-coupled receptor signaling pathway. NCBI's taxonomy places the organism in Eukaryota, Metazoa, Chordata, Mammalia, Artiodactyla, Suidae. Gene Ontology annotation, molecular function: G protein-coupled receptor activity; olfactory receptor activity. Gene Ontology annotation, cellular component: membrane.
AUGCAGCCAUAUACUUCAAACUGGACCCACAUAACAGAGUUUGUCAUGGUGGGCUUUAGCGAGGUGCACGAAACACGUCUCCUCCUCCUCGUAGUCUUCCUCACCAUGUACCUGUUCACCUUGGUGGAGAACUUGGCCAUCAUCUUGGUGGUGGGUUUGGACCGCCGGCUACAUCGACCCAUGUAUUUCUUCCUGACACACUUGUCCUGCCUUGAAAUCGGGUACACGUCAGUCACUGUGCCCAAGAUGCUGGCUGGUUUUAUCGGGGUGGUCGGGGGCAAGAGUAUCUCCUACGCUGGCUGCCUGUCCCAGCUCUUCAUCUUCACCUUCCUUGGGGCCACAGAGUGUUUCCUACUGGCUGCCAUGGCCUAUGACCGCUAUGUGGCCAUUUGUAUGCCUCUCCAUGGAUCCAUCGUGUCCUGGGGCACCUGCAUCCGUCUGGCAGCUGCUUGUUGGCUGGUCGGCUUCCUUACGCCCGUCUGGCCCAUCUACCUCAUGUCCCGACUGACAUUUUGUGGCCCCAAUGUCAUCGACCACUUCUUCUGUGAUGCCUCACCUCUGCUGGCCUUGUCCUGCUCGGAUGUCACCCUGAAGGGGACCAUGGACUUCUUGGUCUCUCUGGCUGUGCUCCUGGCAUCCUCCAUGGUCAUUGCUGUGUCCUAUGGCAACAUAGUCUGGACGCUGCUGCACAUCCGCUCCGCUGCGGAGCGCCGGAAGGCCUUCUCGACUUGUGCGGCUCACCUGACCGUGGUGGGCCUCUUCUACGGCACCCUUUUCUUUAUGUACGUCCGCACCAAAGUGGCCUCUUCCAUCAGCUUCCAUAAGGUGGUGUCUGUCUUCUACUCCAUCGUCACGCCCAUGCUCAACCCCCUCAUCUACAGCCUUCGAAAUAAGGAGGUGAAGGGCGCUCUGGGCAGAGCUUUUUCCUCCAGGUCUUGGAAAGGUCAGUGA